AUGGCACCGGCACCUUGGGAUAGCCGACCUAUCGUCAUUUCUGGACCUUCGGGCGUCGGUAAAGGAACACUGGUUCAAAAGCUUUUUGACGAGCAUCCCAAUACUUUCGCAUUCACCGUGUCCCACACAACCCACGCACCACGAGUCGGUGAAGUCGAAGGCAGAAAUUACUUUUUCGUCGACCCAUUAACGUUCGACGACCUCGUCUCUCAAGGAGCAUUCGUUGAACAUGCGACAUUCAGUGGAAGCCGGUAUGGUACGAGCAAAAAAACAAUCUCUGACCAGGCAGCCAAAGGACGGGUUGUUGUGUUAGAUAUUGAAAUGCACGGCGUCAAACAAAUGAAGGCAAACCCCAGCAUUGAUGCCCGCUAUAUCUUCAUCAAAUCACCAAGCUUUGAGGCUCUCGAAGCACGCCUUCGAGGUCGUGGCACUGAGAAGGAUGCCGACAUUCACAAGAGACUAGCCCAGGCUAAGGCUGAAGCUGAUUAUGCGACAACAUCCGGUGUUCACGACAAGAUCAUAGUCAAUGAUGAUCUUCAAAAGGCAUUUGAAGAGUUGGAGGAGUUCGUAUUUUGCUGGAAUAAGCUUGCUUAA
Penicillium canariense is the source of this 594-nucleotide messenger RNA. Its product is annotated as guanylate kinase. Gene Ontology annotation, biological process: purine nucleotide metabolic process. Lineage: Eukaryota; Fungi; Ascomycota; Eurotiomycetes; Eurotiales; Aspergillaceae. Gene Ontology annotation, molecular function: GMP kinase activity. Gene Ontology annotation, cellular component: cytosol. The record is from RefSeq and is a predicted model, not a curated record. The coding region runs from base 1 to 594 and encodes 197 amino acids. The transcript is spliced from 2 exons.